Molecule: messenger RNA, 4228 nt
Organism: Eublepharis macularius
Lineage: Eukaryota; Metazoa; Chordata; Lepidosauria; Squamata; Eublepharidae
Gene: SLC20A2
Product: solute carrier family 20 member 2
Exons: 12
Coding region: 541-2499 (652 amino acids)
Biological process (GO): phosphate ion transmembrane transport
Cellular component (GO): membrane
Molecular function (GO): phosphate transmembrane transporter activity
Source: RefSeq, a predicted model, not a curated record
GCGGCGCGGCACAGCGCGUGGGGCCCGGAGCGGAGGCGGCGCUUCUCGCGCGGCUCCGGCGGUCACGGUGACCCGAAGUCACGCGGCGGCGACCGUUGCUCUCUGGCCGGCCGGCCCUGCUCGCCUGCCUGCUUGCCAGCGCCCGGCCCGGCCCGGCCCCGCGUGGCGCCGGCCUCCGCUCGGCAGGUCUCCUCUUGGGAAUUUUGUGUGGAGGCUGCUCUGAGUUGUGGAACGGUUCGCUUCACUCGCGAGCUCUGCUCCAGAGAUGCUACUAUGCUGAGCAUGACUGGGUGGAAGCAUUGCAGCUGUAAUUCUAUCCAACCAAAAUAUGGAAUGGGUUUUGUUGAUGACAGAAAUCAACCAAAGAGACAUUAUUGACAUUAAUCUGAAAAUCACCAGUUAGCAGUUUCUUCACACUCUACUAACAAGCAGCCCUUUCCAGAGAGGACUCGUUUACAAAGAAUCUGCUUUCCAAAGCUGUUUUGUGCUCUGCUGAUUUUUACAGUUAAAUACUUACAAAGAGGAAACGUAUCUGGAAAAAUGGCAUUGGAUGAAUACCUGUGGAUGGUCAUUGCAGGGUUUAUCAUUGCUUUCAUCUUGGCAUUCUCUGUGGGAGCAAACGAUGUUGCCAACUCCUUUGGUACAGCAGUGGGCUCUGGUGUGGUUACUUUGCGCCAGGCCUGUGUUUUGGCUUCCAUUUUUGAAACGACUGGGUCAGUGUUGUUGGGAGCCAAAGUAGGAGAAACCAUUCGUAAGGGUAUCAUUGACGUGAAUCUCUAUAACAGCACAGUAGGCUUAUUAAUGGCAGGAGAAGUCAGCGCGAUGGUCGGCUCUGCUGUUUGGCAGCUGAUCGCGUCUUUCUUAAAGCUCCCGAUAUCCGGAACGCAUUGCAUUGUGGGUGCUACCAUUGGAUUCUCCUUAGUUGCAAUUGGCACCCAAGGGGUUCAGUGGAUGCAGCUUGUCAAGAUUGUUGCCUCUUGGUUUAUCUCUCCACUGUUAUCUGGUAUGAUGUCUGGCGUGCUGUUUGUGCUAAUUAGAUUUUUCAUCUUAAACAAGGAAGAUCCGGUGCCCAACGGCCUUCGUGCCCUACCGGUGUUUUAUGCAGCUACUAUAGCCAUUAACGUUUUCUCCAUCAUGUAUACAGGGGCACCAGUCCUAGGAAUUGUUCUUCCUAUGUGGGCGAUAGCACUAAUUUCCAUUGGUGUGUCGUUGGUCUUUGCUAUCUUAGUCUGGAUAGUGGUGUGUCCCUGGAUGAGAAGAAAAAUAGCAAGUCGGUUAAAGAAAGAAGGCGCGUUGUCAAGAAUAUCUGAUGAAAGCCUUGACAAAAUUCAAGAGGAGGACUCGGCUGUCUUCAAAGAGCUUCCUGGAGCCAAGGCAACCGAUGAAACCACAAUUCCCCUCACCAGCUCUGGGGCAGAAGAGGCUGGAGCAUCAGACAGCGUAGCCAAUGGGAGCCAUCCUCGUGUGCCGUACGGAAGGGCAUUUUCGAUGACGCACAGUAUGGUGAAAUCCCCCGUUUCCAACGGCACGUUUAAUUUUGAUGGUCACAUGAAGAGUGAUGUUCAUGUCUAUCAUACUGUGCACAAAGACUCCGGGUUGUAUAAAGAUUUAUUGCACAAAAUACACUUGGACAGGGGCAACAGUGACAGACCAACACAAGAGAAUAACUACAAGUUCUUGCGGCGCAAUAAUAGCUACACUUGUUACACGGCCGCCAUCUGUGGGCUGCCAGUGCAUUCGUCCUUCAAGGCUGCUGACACAUCCACCCCAGAAGACAGUGAGAAGCUGGUGGGGGACACAGUGUCUUAUUCCAAAAAACGAGUCCGCUACGACAGCUACUCCAGCUAUUGCAAUGCAGUGGCAGAAGCAGAAAUUGAAGCAGAGGAGGGUGGCGUGGAGAUGAAGAUGGCGACAGACUUGUUAGAUCCCAGCAAUCCAACUGAGGAUCCUGUGGAAGAGGAGAGAGAUGAGAAGGACACCUCCGAGGUCCACCUGCUGUUCCACUUCCUUCAGAUUCUGACUGCUUGCUUUGGAUCCUUUGCACAUGGAGGCAACGAUGUAAGCAAUGCCAUAGGCCCUCUGGUUGCCCUCUGGCUGAUAUACGAGCAGGGCGGGGUGAUGCAAGAAGCAGCAACUCCCGUCUGGCUGCUCCUGUAUGGAGGCAUUGGCAUCUGUGUGGGUCUCUGGGUCUGGGGGCGAAGAGUGAUCCAGACCAUGGGGAAAGACCUCACCCCCAUCACGCCGUCAAGUGGAUUCACUAUUGAGUUGGCUUCGGCGUUCACAGUUGUGAUAGCUUCCAAUGUUGGACUUCCUGUCAGUACUACACACUGCAAGGUUGGUUCUGUGGUGGCAGUUGGCUGGAUACGAUCCAAGAAGGCAGUUGACUGGCGUCUCUUCCGCAAUAUCUUUUUAGCCUGGUUUGUGACUGUUCCUGUAGCUGGCUUAUUCAGCGCUGGUAUCAUGGCAAUCUUUAUGUAUGGUAUCCUGCCAUAUGUCUGACAUUAUUGUUCCUUCCAGAAUAGAGGGGAGUUUCUCUGGCCAAGAGCGCACUGUAGAGCUCCCUAUUUAAAGCAUAUGAUUAAAAACAAAAUUAGUCAGCAAGGAUUCAUCGUCCAUAUCUAACAUCAACUAUACAGAACUUCAGUGUCAUGUUGGUGACAUCACACCUGGUGCCGUUUCAUUCGUGUGUGUGUGUGCGUGUGUACACGCACGUGCACGCGCGCACACACACACAUAUAUAUAUGUAUGUAUGUAUGUAUGUAUAUGCUUAUAGUAGGUAACACUACCUUAAACUGUAAGUGAAGUGAAAAUAGCUAGAACUUUUGUGAAUCGUGUACAUAAUGUAUCAUUUAGUGGCUGAUUUUUAAUCUUAAUGCAGCAGCUUAUUGGUUGAGAUGUGUGUGCGUGUGCCAAUUUGAUACAGGAGGAAAUGAGAUGCAGAAUGGAUACAAUUUUUAUAAAACCAUUGAACGCUACUGGAACAAAACAGUGCAGGGAUACUUUCAUGAAAGAGCUUGGUUCAUAUUGUUGCUGUGUAUAAUACUGUAUGAAAAUUCCUUUUGUAAAUACUUUCAGAACUGUAACUUUUUAAUAGUGCAUUUCCCUCAUAUAUUUUGGAUAAGAAAGUUUUGAAAGUACCAAAGAAGAAGGGGAAUAGUUUGUCAGUAUUACAUUAUUGCCUCUGUGUGUGUGUGUGUGUGUGUGUGUGUCCUUGUGCCUGCCCCCUUCAUAACUUUUUAAUUAAAACUUUUUUCCAUCCAUCAGUUACCAGCAAUGCUGGAUAAAAUUACUCACGUUUUACUGUAAUUAACUUGGAGCUUCGCUGUUAGUCUGUUUUGUGUGUCGAGUAUGGUCUACAUGGGAUGUAGCAAAAACUGAACUUCAUUGUGUGUUGAACCUCAAAAUUCAUCACUUACUACACGGAAGUCCAGUUCCACUCCCAAAAUAAUCAUCUGUUAGCAAGUUCAGGGGAAGGAGGCUGAGGCUUGAAAUCAUUUUGCCUUGCUGUUUCUUCCAAUACGUAUCAGCCAGACAGUGUCAGAGCCUUGCAGGCGGGUGGUGGUAGCCUAAGAAAAGAGGAACACGCACAAGCUUUCACACUACCCUUGUAACCCAGCUGGGGGGGGUGGUCAGUGGAAUGCUGGCCGCAGGACAGAGGAGCUGUGGUGUGGGCUCUUCCCAUGCCACAUUAACUGAAUUGUGGCAGCUGCUAGAGGGAGCCAGGAAAAGCCAAGUUACUCCUCUAAAGAAACAUUUUCAGCAAGACUGUCUGAGAAAUGAAGACACUACUGAACAGGACUACAAGUCCUUGGCCCUAGAACUGCAACUUGUUGUUUUGUGGAUUCACGUUGUUCUCAAACAGUAUGCAGAAGUCUUGCAUGACAGACAGCAGAAUGUAUUUCUUCGAAGUGCUAUGGAAAGCUUUGGAAGUUCUUUUGUGCAGGCCCCUGUGAGGCAGAUUCCAUUCAUUUCCCUGGGCUUGUGCUGGAGAACUUCUCGGAGGAUUGUGUGCCUGUGGCUUUUAAGUCCUCGAUACUAGAACGGCAUUCUUGUUGGCUUUAUUGCCCUGGGCUUGAGAAAGUGGUCUUUGGAUAAGGUUGGGAGCCUAGGACUGUUGAUAUGCUGCUAAAGUGUUGAUUGAUCCAUAAGUUGUCUUGGUACUCCAUUUUGAUUAAUUUUCAUUGGUCAUUCAUUCUCAAUUUAUAAUAAAAGAAUAUUUUCCCCCUUU